This is a messenger RNA of Ilex paraguariensis (yerba mate), 1087 nucleotides long. The record is from the annotation of a GenBank genome assembly. Lineage: Eukaryota; Viridiplantae; Streptophyta; Magnoliopsida; Aquifoliales; Aquifoliaceae.
CUCACGCACUAGCACCACCUUUAUUACCCUCCCUGAAACCCCGUUUAUUGGGGAGAGAGAGAGAGCAAUGGUGAGCAAGAAGGAGAGAGGUCGAACCCAGAAAAGCGAGAAGAAAAACGAACAGGAGACCAACAAUGAUGGAGUUGCAGGGUAUGAGCAGUUCAGAGACCAAAGAAUCAAGGAGAACAUGGAGAGGAUGGAGAAACUGGGAAUUUUGGAGCUCUCACGCAAGCUCAAGACCUCCAAGUCUCUCCCUCCAAAAAACCCACCCAAGAAGAAGCCCACCUUACCCCCUUCUGAGCCCACAAGACGCUCUUCGAGGUUGACGAAUAGGACUCCGGUUAAUUAUUCGGAAAAACGCACACCCAAGAAGGAGGGGGAGGUAGAGAAAUUGCUGCAGAAUUUGGAUAUACGCAUAAAAGAAGGUUCAAAACCUGAGAUUUAUACAGAAGAGCAUGAAAAUCUUUUGGGUGAUUGCAAGACAACUUGGACUUUGUAUGUGGAUGGAUAUGACGAAGAUGGUCAUCGCAUAUAUGACCCAUUUGAGGGAAAGAGUUGCCAUCAGUGCAGGCAGAAAACACUUGGUCUUCAUACUGAUUGCAGCAACUGCAGGUUGGUCCAAGGACAGUUAUGUGGAGAUUGCUUAUACACGAGAUAUGGGGAGAAUGUAACAGAAGCAAACAAGAAUCCAGUUNCCGUCUGUCGUGGAAUAUGCAACUGUAGUCGCUGCCGACGGGAGAAAGGGUGGGAACCCACUGGAAAUAUCUAUCGGAAGGUAUUAGGCCUUGGCUUCAGGUCGGUGGCGCAUUAUCUCAUUCAGAUCCAUCGUGUGCAUUCGGGUGAGAAUCCACUUCCUGUCAACAGGUCCUUGUUUGCAGAUAGGAAAGCUGACUCUUCUGAUGGAAUUCCCAAGCCCCAGUCUGAUGGCAACAAAUUAGAGAUGGAAGAGGAAAAUAGCAAACGUGAUGGCGGUGAUGGUGUUGGAGGUAAUGUUAAUUACGAUGAUGAUAGUGAUGAUGAUUAUGAGGAAGAUGAUGAUCACAGUGAAGAUCCAGUCAAUGGUGACCAUCUCUCGGAUCGGAUAUGA